AUGUCGUAUGCGUACCCUAUUCCUUCGACUCCGCGAGUCAUCUCACCGUCUCCCACACCUUCCGAGUCCUCCGAGCGUCAAGACUCCUAUUUUGCGCCUGUCACACGAUCGGCCACCAAGGCUCAGCGACAGAGGUCCCCUCAACCAGAACCCAUACAUGAAGAGAAGGAUGGCUCUGGAUCAGACUCAAGUCUGGAGAAACGGGCAAGAGCGCGCUCCAGGAGUCCUAUCUUGACCACCACUUCUCAGAUGAACGGCUCCGCAACCGGCAGCAAGAGACGACGCAUGAGUGGUCUUACCUCGAUAAAAUCUGUUACCAAGUCAGAACCGCUCACUAAUGGCAACACCCCGUACCCUCAGUCCAACGGCCACCUGUCACCCUACGAUCGGGUCAAGAAGUCAUGGCGCGAAUUCUCUCGCUCUCCCUCACCGCUUGGGCUGAUUCCUCUCCACCGACAUUACCGCAACCUCAUUCACAAGCACGAAAUCCCCCGGAAACUCCUCCACGUCUCCAUCGGCUUCUUUACCCUGCGGUUUUAUGUCACGGGUGUGCAGACGUGGUCGAUUACCCCCUGGCUACUGGGCGCACUUGCCAUUAUCGGCCCCACCGAUAUCCUCCGACACCAUUCCGAAAGAUUUAAUAGAUUCUACAUCAGAGUCUUGGGCGCUCUGAUGCGGGAGACCGAGGUGGACGGAUACAAUGGUGUCAUUUGGUAUCUUGUUGGAGCGUACGGCGCUCUGAGAUUUUACCCCAAGGACAUCGGCGUUGUGUCCAUCUUACUCCUGUCCUGGUGCGACACCGCCGCGAGCACUUUUGGCCGAUUAUAUGGGCGCUACACUAUCCGCCUACGGAAGGGCAAGUCUCUUGCAGGCUCGUUGGCUGCCUUUCUCACGGGCGUGCUCACCGCGGUUUUCUUCUGGGGAUACCUCGCCCCGAGAACAGGACCAUUCCCUGACGACCCAAUCAACUCUUUUAUGUUUCAAAACAGGCUUUCCCUGCCCACCAGCGUGAAAGCAAUGCUGGGCUGGCAGCCCCAUCAAGGUGUUAUUGUCGGCAACACAGCACUUGCAGCCAUGAGCAUAUGCACGGGCUUUACUGCAAGUGUCUCCGAGUUCAUUGAUCUGUGGGGCUGGGAUGAUAAUUUGACAAUCCCGCUUAUUAGCAGUGCUGGUUUAUGGCUAUUCUUGAGAGCGUUUGGAUGA
Messenger RNA from Cladophialophora yegresii CBS 114405, 1203 nucleotides. RefSeq names its product phosphatidate cytidylyltransferase. Lineage: Eukaryota; Fungi; Ascomycota; Eurotiomycetes; Chaetothyriales; Herpotrichiellaceae. The coding region runs from base 1 to 1203 and encodes 400 amino acids. The record is from RefSeq and is a predicted model, not a curated record. Gene Ontology annotation, biological process: phosphatidic acid biosynthetic process. Gene Ontology annotation, cellular component: endoplasmic reticulum membrane. The transcript has a single exon. Gene Ontology annotation, molecular function: ATP-dependent diacylglycerol kinase activity.